AUGAUUCUGUCUCUCCAGUAAUAGUGCUUGCAAAAAAAGGAGUUUUAAAGCUUUUGCUUUUUUGGAUUGUGUGAAUGCUUCAUUCGCCUCACAAACAACCACAGAACCACAAGUGCGGUGCAAACUUUCUCCAGGAGGACAGCAAGUCGUCUCUGGUGUUUAAAUGGUUAAUCUCCGCAGGUCACUACCAGCCACGGAGACCAACAGAGUCAGUGAGUGCUCUAACCACAGUCUAUGCAGUAAUAUCUAAGGCUGCAAGCAGUAUUUACAACAGAGGGUACAAGUUCUAUCUGGAAAAAAAAAGAGGGACUAUGGCAUCAAACAGCCUCUUCAGCACAGUGACACCAUGUCAGCAAAACUUCUUUUGGGGUGAGGAAACUGCAGUCCAGAGGGGUUUCUUGAACUGCCCAAGGACACACCAUAUUUAGUGAUACAAGCUGGGACCAAAACUGAGGUCCCCCUGACUCCUGGUCCAGAGUUCCUUCUACUGUACAUGAGGAACAUACAAAUAAAAGGUUACCACAGUUAACUCACAAGAC
Messenger RNA from Fukomys damarensis (Damara mole-rat), 539 nucleotides. RefSeq names its product runt-related transcription factor 2-like. Lineage: Eukaryota; Metazoa; Chordata; Mammalia; Rodentia; Bathyergidae. The record is from RefSeq and is a predicted model, not a curated record.